Messenger RNA from Trypanosoma conorhini, 2580 nucleotides. Its product is annotated as putative calpain-like cysteine peptidase. Gene Ontology annotation, molecular function: calcium-dependent cysteine-type endopeptidase activity. Gene Ontology annotation, cellular component: cytoplasm. NCBI's taxonomy places the organism in Eukaryota, Euglenozoa, Kinetoplastea, Trypanosomatida, Trypanosomatidae. The record is from RefSeq and is a predicted model, not a curated record. The transcript has a single exon. Gene Ontology annotation, biological process: proteolysis. The annotation marks the transcript as partial.
AUGGUUGACAACAAGGCCAUCACGAAUGACCCUUGGAUUCACAUCGGUGACUUGUAUCCGGAGGGCAAGACACUGCCGCUCCUUCCCGACAGGAUGGACCGGGACCAGUUCGAGCAGGGCGAACACUUUGAGUGCUGCUGCUUGACCGCCUUCGCGACGCUUGUGGACCACCACCCCGAUGUGAUCCGCAACGUGUUCGUGACAAAGAAGGUGCGGGAGGAUGGGCGCUACACGUUCCAGUUUCACAGGUAUGGCCAGUGGGUGAAGGUGGAAAUCGACGACCGCAUCCCGCUGAUGGAGCAGCAGACUCUGUUCUGCCGUUCCCCCACCCGGCACUGGUGGCCCCUGCUGCUGGAGAAGGCCUACGCGAAGUUCUACACCCUGUACCAGAACAUUGAGGGCUGCACCCUGCAGGAGUUGUACUACGACUUCACCGGUCGUCCCGUGGUGAGCAUCCCGACCGAUCUGAAGCUUGCGAAGUCCGCCAUGUAUCAUGUUGACGAUCCGGAGUUUUGGCUCAACCUUAACGAGGAUCUGAAUGCCUGUGCGUAUGGAGCCACCGCGCGUUCAGGUCUAGGGUCCAAUACGGGGAUUCAAGAAAAUCAAGCGUACGGGGUCCUUGCGGUUGUUUCCCCUUUUAAGUCGUCGGAUAUUACUCUUUCUGAUCUUUUUGUGAAACUCAGUAACCCGUUUGUCGAGGCCGUGUACACGGGCCCCAUGAAUAACGAGGAUGUCCGUUGGACGGAUGAGUUGCGGGUAACCUACACCCCGGAGCGAAGGGACACAAUGUACGUGCCAGUUACGAUGUUUCUUGAGACUUUUUCCAGCCUUGAGAAAGUCUUGCUUGGUGGCGUGGCGUUGCCGGGCUGGCACUUCAACAGCGAGUGGGGCGAGGGCACGAAUGGCGGCAACCCCACCCUGGUGACGUGGCGCGAGAACCCCCUGUACGUGGUGCGGAACACUUCCGAUGAGCCCUUGCAGAUCAUGGCCAUGGUUGGGCAGCCGGACCAGCGGCACAAGCUCCAUCUGAUGCCGCAGCAGGAGCUGAAUUACAUUCAAUGCGGCCUCGUUCUCUCGCAGAGUACGGACACGACGAUGAUUCCCACUUAUCUGUUGACGGCAAAUAAUCACCGCAUGGUGCACAAGGGGCUCUACAUGGACUUCCGUGAGGUAGUUAACAGAAUUGUUGUGCCGCCAAAUUUCUUUGGCUACCUCGUCCCCGGAGCAAUGUUUCACGAACAAGGAAAAUUUUUAUUAUCCUACUGGUACCAGAAUCCGGGUGACGAAAAACCUCUGACUUUUACGCGACUCAAAGUUGACGUAGCACGGCACUUACCCGCUAUUGCACACGUCGUAUUAGAGCAUCAACAAAAGCGACGUGUCGAUUUUGUAGUUGAUACCCCGACGGAUGUGCAUAUUUUGCUGCGCCAGGAAAAGCCCUAUCGUACCCCUAAUUGCUCAGAUGCCAUGACGGAAGAUUUCCUUGGCAUGUACUUAUAUGAUGCAGACAAUAAGUGCAUAAGCGGGGUCGCUUCCGCCACAAACUUUCGUGAAACCGGCAUCGUGCACCAUCUUCCAAGAGAUGGCCGAUAUGCGCUUUCCAUUACAUGUCCGCAUGGCAACGGUGAAGUUCCAGUGAGGGUUGAGGUUGUGGCGAUUGAGGAGGCCCAUGUUCGUACAACUGAGCCGCCCAUUGACGCCGUUGAGUUCCACGAUGACGAAAGCGAAUUCACCGAAGAGGCCUUGAGUACUCCCCUACCGCGGGCAUCGGUGGAUAUCAGUGCAAGAAAGCCCUCAGCGCGUGGGGGAUCAAUCUCGGCGCGAACGCCAAGUAUUCCUAUAGAGGUUGACAUUAGCCACCAGGACCUGUCCUUCCUUGACCCGGCACCGGAGGGCAUUGCUCUUCAGGACAUACCUCUUAUGGGAGAGGCUCUGUUUGCCGCAAUGGCGGGCGAACGCCUGAAAGUGAAGAGGGACCCUGUUGCGAAUGCAAGCAAGAUCGCUGCCCUAGAAGCGGAGAUGAACGAGGUUGCUCACGAAAUGGCCAAGCGGAUGCACGCCAAGGAGCGCACUUUUCUGGAUCCAGAGCCGGAGGGUGUCCCGCUCGAGUUGCUUGCAUUAAACGAAAACGAGGCCUUCCUGGAGCUGGAGCGUGAGCUUCGUGCAUUAAACCACAAACCGCGGAAGGACGCCAGCGCCAUCGCUGCCCUUGAGGACGAGUUGUUUGACCGAACGCACGUGCUUGCAAGUGAGCUCAAGGAGAAGGAGCGAGAACUAUUUCUCGACCCGCAACCGGGGGGUGUGCCGGUGUCUGAGCUGCCGCUGGAUUCGGAUGAGCCAUUCCACACGAUGGAGGUGGAGCGCCUGCGUCUUCGCAACGAAGAUCCGCGCGGCAAUGCGGCAAAAAUCAAGGAACUGGAGGGUGAGUUGAACGAGCGUGCCAGGGAGUUGGCUCAGUUGCAGCUUCACAAAGAGAGGGCCUUCCUGAAUCCCGAGCCUUUUGGGUUCCCCUUGGAAGAGCUUGGCUUGGAGUACGAUGACGCUGUCGUGCGCGGCGAGGCGAAGCUGCGAGAGCUAAGG